CUAAGGUAUUGCUCAAAACCGCGGUGCAUUAUCUUUCGCUUUGGGACCCAGUCUCCGCACAGUGGAUCAGGGAAUACUAAAACACUCAUGAUGCCAGCUCUUUGUACGAAUUGAACUUGAUGCCUUAAGGUUGUAUGUGAUUAAAAACCGAGUCUUGCCUCAUAUAGAAAUGGGCUGUUUUAAAGAGGGCAAAUUGUGGGAUUCGGAUGCGAAAAUUUGCUGAAACCGACCGGGAUGACCUGAAAUAUACAAAGCUUGAAAGCUAUGAUGGAUCUAGAACCACAUAAUAUUUCAGUCCUUGCAGAAUCUUCCUUAUGACAAAGACAUUGUUAUUUUGCCUUGAGAAGAUCCUACCGGAUCCUACCGGAUCGAAAAGCUACGCCAUCUUAUACUUUUAAAGUUUUUGUAUUCGCGUACAUGUAUUUUAAUCUGCAUUUUCAAUCAAAAUAAUGCAUUGCGGCUCACCUUUUCAACAAAAAUUAUGUUUUGUACUGUAACGUUUGUGUCUAAAUGAUGCACAUGUUAAAGUUAGAUGCAGAAUUAUCGUGCCAAAGUGGUACUUGUCAAACAGAUUUUGGACAGUUAAAAAGUACAAUCAUUGGCGUUGCUUAGAGCAAGGGGUACCCCCAAUGGAAAAAAAAGAAAAUAGGUCUAAAGAAACAGGAAAUGGGAAAUGCUGGCUUUUCACAAAUAUUUUCCAAAUUGAUCCUUCCCCUCGUGUUGAUGGUUUGUGAACUUGUGUCUGUCGAGUACUAUAACCACAAGACAGACUACUCCCCCCCAAUCCUGGCAACGCCCAUAAGUAUAUAAAAACAAAUCAGCCAAUAUAAAAAAGUAACUGAAAAUCGUUGUUUUGCACUGUAUAUAUAGAAAUGCGUGAGUUUUUAUUGUGUGCUCAAUUGAGCACUUUUAUUUGGGGCUUCGUUAAUGAUUUUUUUCUGUCGUGUCUUUUUUUACGAAAGGUAUAUGUUGUAUAGUCGUUGGGUUUUAUGUGAAACAAUUGAGCAACCGCUGUCAUGAACUGUUUGGUGCAUGGGCUUCCAGGAUGGUGUGUUUCUGACAGUACACAAUGAGCUUUCUGAUCGUCAAACAACACCUGGUGUGCCUGACAGACAAGUUCAUGCACACCUGCAACAGCCAAGAAACCCUGGAACGGCCUUGAUCCGUCUACGCCCGCGCCGCAUUCAUGGGAGAUAGCAGAGUAGGACCGGCCGUUCUUUGGAGUUUGCACUUGGCACCCUCCAAAGAAAAUCACGAAUCUUCAGAAUUUUUGUAUGCAUAACUGAUACGAUACAGAGCGUCUUUUGUAAAGCCGUUUUUUAUUGGCCUCGCAAGUGUUAAUCCGAGAGAGAAAAAAAUCAUAGUUUACGGGACCGAAUGUUUGUGGCUAGCAAUUUUUCAUUUAGAAUAGCAAGACUGAAAAUGCAAUUAAGUUGGAGUGGGGAUUGAAUGGGCCAAAUAAAGUGGAAUAGAUUUAUGACUUUCCUUGUAUAUAUUUGUAUAUAGAGAUAUGAUUGAUGCAGUUCUGUCGAUUCAUAGUGUAAAAAAACCCCAUGCGGCAAGUUGUUGCCACAUGAUCUAGUUGGCUAGUAUUAGGCCUACAUGUACCUCGAACAGGCGAAGUGUAAUGGACCACACAAUAUUUAGUGAGACUGAAAUCGGUGCAAAUCCGUUCGAAGUACCCCCUUUGCCGUCUGUGAGAAUUCCCCCGCAUAAAGAAAGUGUACUGAACGAAAAUUUAAUAAUUGUGACAAAGUGUGUAAAUUCAUCAGACUUUCCACCAUUUGGUUUUAGCACCAAUGUUAGUUGUACUUAAUCUGUAUUUAAGAAUUGGAUUUGAAUUUGUACUUUAAGAAGUCCUUACUGGCUGCAUAAUCGUUUCAUUUAAAGAUUGAAUUAUAAAGUGAAUUUUUGUAAAACAGCUUUAUUCUACACCAACGAUACUCUGAAGGCUUACAUUUGAGUACGCUAGCUUAGUAAACGCCAAAAUGCGAUCUUUCCUCUACCGAGUACGAGAUAACAGAAAAGAAAUAUCAUCGUUCCAAAAAAACACAGGGCCUCAGUCAAUAAGGUCACUUGAUAGCUGUAUCUAUAUUUUCUAUAUGCGUCUGCGUUGAAGACCAACCAAUAAUCAACCUCAAAGCCAAAAUAAAAUGUCUAAGAACGCAGAACUUUGCCCGUCCAAUACAGUUACUGACUAACAAAAGCCUGGAGUGUUGGCAUCUAAAUCGAAUUUCGCUCACUUCCCGGGCGCGUUUAUCGUCACUCUCUUUUUGACAAUGUGAGUUAAUCGACCGGAAAAUAUAUGCAACCCUUUUAGUCCUUUAUCCAAAAUUAUUGAAAUGCCAUCGGGUUGACUUCGGACGAGUCUGGGUGUUGGAGUCGGGAAGUGCAAGUUGAAGAGCGAUUCACUGUCGGACAUUACAAAGUUUACAAACAACCGCUCGUGAACCUUGCACAAUUUAAGCUCACUGUCGGCUUUUAAGUGCGAACGGCGUUCACAGGGGUGGGGCCCACUGUACAACAAACGCCGAACAUUUCAGCUUCGUGGAGCCGGACUCAGACCGGGAAUAACACCAAACCUGCAGUUGCGCAAAGCAGAUGGAAUUGCUUCGUACAGGGCUAAAGUUAAAACCUACAGGCAGCAAAUGCUCAUGCAGGGGGCAGCGGUGCCACUGAUUUGGAAAUAAAAGUAAAGAAUCCAAGAAAGAAAACUCCGCACCGCAGACCUUGCAUCGUCGGUUGCAGAGGCGCCUUCUUUCACGGCACAGUCAUGGGAAACAUGAAUGACUGCAUGGGAGGGCCAGUGGACGAGGCCACACGCCGCAGUCGAGAGAUCGACAAGUUCCUCAAGGAGAGUGGAAAGGAAUUCAAGGCGUACCUAAAGAAUUGGACCAAGCUUUUGUUGCUAGGUGCUGGUGAGUCAGGAAAAAGUACCAUCGUAAAACAAAUGAGGAUUCUACACGUAGAUGGAUUUUCACCAGAAGAAAGAAGGAAGAAAAUUGAAGACAUAAGAAGGAAUAUCCGAGAUGCAAUCUUGACGAUAACAGGAGCAAUGAGCACCUUAACACCACCCAUUCAACUAGCAGAACCACAGAACCAAUUCAGACUGGAUUAUAUUCAAGAUGUCUCAAGUUCACCGGAUUUUGAUUACCCGGAGGAAUUCUGGGAGCAUACAAAAAGGUUAUGGCAAGACAGCGGUGUACAAGCCUGCUACGAUCGAUCACACGAGUAUCAACUUAUAGAUAGUGCACAAUAUUUUUUAAAUAGAGUUGAUGAUAUUAGCCAGUCAGAUUAUAGUCCAAGUGAACAGGAUAUCCUUCGGUGUCGUGUUCUAACAUCGGGUAUAUUUGAAACGAGGUUUCAAGUUGACAAAGUAAACUUUCACAUGUUCGAUGUAGGAGGACAGAGAGAUGAGAGGAGGAAGUGGAUCCAGUGUUUCAAUGAUGUGACAGCCAUCAUCUUCGUGGUCGCGUGCAGUAGUUACAAUUUGGUACUGAGGGAAGACCCCAGUCAAAACCGCCUCCGAGAGUCUCUGGAGCUCUUCAAGAGUAUCUGGAACAACAGGUGGCUGCGGACAAUCUCAGUCAUCUUGUUCCUCAACAAGCAAGACCUGCUGGCAGAGAAAGUCAAAGCGGGUCGUUCAAAGAUCGAGGACUACUUCAGUGAAUUCGAGCACUACACCAUACCCCCAGAUGCACAAAUUGAGCCGGGUGAGGAUGAGUGUGUGGUGAAGGCCAAGUUCUUCAUUCGGGACGAAUUCCUUCGUAUCAGCACAGCGAGCGGCGAUGGCAGACAUUACUGCUAUCCCCACUUCACGUGUGCAGUGGACACGGAAAACAUCAGGCGGGUCUUCAACGACUGUCGGGAUAUAAUCCAACGGAUGCACCUCAGACAAUACGAGUUGCUGUGACAACAGCCCUCCCAGAAUUCCCUUCUCCUCCUCUCCCCUCCCCGCAUCUCGGUUUGACCCGGAGAACAUCCCCUCUCCUUCCCUCUUGCUGCGUCAGCGCUGACGACAGCCCCCUCCCUAGGGUGUGUCAACAGCCAGCCGUAAAAAAAAAAAAAAAUCCAAAACCAGGAACAAAUAAACACGAAGAACGAAAAGAUGAUGGAGCCAAGAGAGGAAUGGGGGUGCGAUUGAUCUUGUAGGCUUCACUUUUGGGGGAGUUUGGUGAGACUGCUGAGUGCAUACAGCUAGUUCUGCUGACAUUCUUCAUUUUGAGGUUUUUUUUUUUUUAAUUGUAAAAAAAAAAGAACAAGAACAAACAACCCAAGUCUUAUACUCGGAACAGCCACCAGUCACCAUGCCCAGACUGGUUUUCACGUAACUACGAAAGAAGAAUAAAUUUUAAAGAAAAAGUGUGAAAACUGAUAUUUAAACAAAACACACACACAAAAAAAAAUAAUGAAAAUGUUGCAAUGUGAUUUUACAGUUUAAAUUAAUUAAAGAGAUGAAUGCAGGCAAGAGUGGUUUGUCAUGGACAAUGAGCUGAUGUAGACUACGGCUCGUAUUUAUUUGUUGCAUGCAUGACUGUACAUAUCCUAAGAAAUUCUUAAGUUACUUGGAGCUGAAGGGGAAAAAUGAAAUUGUGAAAAAUGAAACGAAAAAAGAAGGGGGAAUGAAAAAUGAAAGAAAUAACCAAAAAAAAGGUCUGUCAAACUCCAAAUACACAAUUGAGGAUGAACCACGUGGGGUGACUUUACAUGGAAAGUAUUAGCAAUACUUGCUUUUUCAAAUGCCAAAUCUUGUUACUGCACAAACCAGGCAGGAGCUUCAUCAGAUACUUGCUGCUAACACUUGUCAACUUUUGUCACAGGGAAAAAAGCCACUCGAAGCCAAGUUUUGGCGACACCGAGGUCUUGGCAAGUCUUAAUUUUUUUUAAUGCCAAUCACUGUAGUACAAGUGCUGCAUGGUAACAUCUGCUUGGUGUUCACCAUCUUAUCUGCUAAAGUCGCUAAAGUGGGGGAGGGAUAAAGUGUGAGAUACUAACUAGGAAAAAAAAAUGAAACGGUUCAAGGAAAGUCAUUUUUUUUUGCCAAGGUUUCUCGUAAAUAUUUGGAAGGUUUAAAGAACUGUUACCGUAGCUUGAAGCAGCAUGUGGUUUGCAGUGUACUCAAAAUGUAAUUGUUGGUAUUCUGGUAAUUUUGCUUUUCAUUUUUUUUUCUCUCUUCUUCAUUGACACCAGUCACCAAUACUUUUGCUUUUUGGCAUCUUUUUGUAUAAAAAAGAGAGAGAAAUUUUACCCCAAGCCCUGUCCCUGUUGGCAGGGUGUGUUUUGUUGCUUUUUACAAUCUUGCAUGUAAGAUUACUCGCUGAAAGUUUGCAUUGUCGACCAGCCAUUUGAUUUUGUCAAUGGUAAGUGAAGAAUGGUCUCCAAAAUCCACUGAACUUGCAUGGCUGUGCAUGUUGCAUGGUUUUUUCUUUUCUCUUUUUUUCGCAAUAAGUUUCCUUCUCCAAGAAGCAGCUCUGCAUGUACAUGUACAAGCUCAUGACAAGUUUUCUCUCAUUGGUGGCAUUGGAUUGAGCCUAAGCAAGAAAACUUGUCAAAUCUCGGCGUUGUGUCUCUGCACGCAAACUUUGCGACAGAUGAGUGUUGCCAACAGCAGAGCUCAUGCCAUUAACAUUGCCUGAUCAAAUAAUACUGAUCCCUACACUAACCACACCCUCCUUAAAUCAAGGAAAGCAUUUCCGUUACCACUUUGGGGAAAAAAAAAGAGAGAGAGAGAAAAGAUGUGGUCACCGAGUCGUGAAAUCCAGAAAAGUCUAUUGAAAUUAUCGUUGACUUUUUCCCCAGGAAGCACCGAGAACAAGCUUAUAGAAUCACAUUCAAGGCAAUCAUUUCAGAGAGGGAUCGUGAAACGUCAGUCCAAGGAGUGGCAUUGCUAGUUGCAGUCAUGAAAUGAAACAAAGUUUGUUGGUUUUUUUCAAAUUAAGAGUUUUAAAAAAAAUGUCAGGAGAGCGUUGAUGUAAUUAUGGUACCAUUGUGGUAGUGACGGGAAUGGGGUUUGACAGACACCUAAAUGAAGUACAAAUUUUUAUUUAUUUUUUAUUUUAGGAAAUGUACAUAUUAUAUAGUCAAGCCGUCAUGCAAAUUCACUGUCUCUUUUGUGUGUGUUUGGGGGGUUUUGUGUCUUUUUAACCCCUCUCCUGAGUCGGUGGGAAUGAAGGACUGCACUGUUGAUAGUCAUCAUGAUGUAAUAUGACUAGAUGUGGUUUAUAUAGUGAUUGUGUGAAUUUGUUUAAAGAAACCUGACACUAACAUGCAAGUUGUACAUACAGUGCAUAGACAAGAAGUAGCCCCUCCAAACAAAUCAGUGAGGGGACUAAAAAUGGGACUUUUCCAUUUUGUGUACAUCCCAUCAAUUGGCGUCUCCCUCCCUGCACCCCAGCUCAGCUCAUUUUCGUUGGGAAAUUUCAAAACCACUCUGUCAGGAAAAAAAAUAGCUUGUAACAAAUGAUAUCCAGGUAAUGAAGCCAGGCUCCCCCUCCCUUUGCCUUUUUUUUUGUACAAACGGGUUAGCAACUGGUUUUUGGCUUCGGGGACAGUCAUCAACAGUUAAAAGCUUCUGACUGUGUUCCAUGAACACAUCCCUAAGCAUUUCUUGGUACAGUUCACCCCCCAUGUGAUUAUUGUUAUUUAUUAUAUAGAGAAUCUCUCCCCAUUACUUGGGAGAAGUGUUAGAGAAUGAGAUGAACUCCUGUGUACAUACUAAAAUGAAGUUAAGAACUAGUGUUUAACUCUUUAAAAAAUCAUAGCUGAUCUGUCUGUUUUGGGGUUGUACAUUUUGGGGCCAUCAGUUUGGGGGUUUUGUUUGGUUUUUCUCUCAUUUUUAUUUAUUAUUUUGUUUUUAUUUUGUUAAUUUGAAAACAAAGGGAGCACCACUGCCACAUGGUAUGUGUUCUAGUCCAUCUUUUGAUGCGUCAUCUGCGUGUUUUGUCAAGAAACUUGGGAAAACUGUUUUUCGGUCAAGCAGAUGAGAGUUGUGGCUUGCAGCCCUGUGGUAUUUUUUCCUUCGGUCCCUCUGAGAAGACGGUGCCCAGUUUUUAUCAGCAUGAUGCCAGAAACAGAAAACCCUGCCUGCAGUUGAUAGAAUUUGCAGGAGAUUUGACCAGAAUGUCCAUUGAUGGGGAAAUGGUUUUUGUAGAUUGUGUUAACCUGAUUCUCUGCAGUUCUUUGUUAAUAUUUAUAGGGUGUAUAACAAAACCUUGAGUUGGCGUGUGGUGUUUGAGAAGCAUUGCGCUGGUCUUGUCUCCAACAGUUUACCUUCUCGGGCAGUGUGCACUGGGCGCAGUGAAGCUUUGUGACCGUAACAGCUGGAACAGAACUCUCUUGAUCUAAUACUGUGGCAGAUUGGAGGAUCCCUGCUGCUGUUUCAUGUGUGCUCUGCCUCACUUGUAGUUCUGCAGGACUUUAUGAGCACAAAAUAGCUCAAGCUGCAGCCUGGCAGGGACAGAAGUCUGUCUUGGGGCAUUGUUUUACUGGAAAAACCGCUCGCUGAUUAUUCAUUAUGCAUAAACACGGGAAUACUGAACAGGCAGAGGGAAUAUCCUCUUUGUCAAAACCUCUGUUUUUCAAAGACCCUAAGAGCAUGGCCAAGAGCAAGCUUCACUUCUCAAAAACUGAGCUCAACCUCAGGUGUUGUGUGGUUUUGCAAACCCUCUUUUGUAAAAAAAAAAAAAAAAGAAAACCCGGGACCAAUUAGAAUCGAAAUCAAACUAUGGCAAAUAAUUUUUUGUUUGUAGAAGAAGAAAGUGGGGAGAGUACUGCAGAUUUUUCCAGCAUUAUUUCAAGUCUUUUUUUUUUCCAAAUAUGCACCGGAAGAACUACAUCACUCUGUUCAAUUGUUGCAUGACUUGCGCAGCUGCAAACUUUAGAACUCUUGUGUUUUGUUAGUUUUCACCCAGUUCUACAUUGUUAGGAAACACAAUCACUUAGGUUUGCACAACCACUUAGUUCACCAGGAUGCAACGCACAAUCUGUCAUCACAGUGAACUAUGUAGCAUUUGUUAUCAAGCACUACAGAAACCCGAAGUCUUCACCGCACUGCAGUACCAGAAGGAUGGAUAUAGAGAUGUGAGUGCUGGCAAAUUCCGGAGGCUUCCUAAACCUUGUACUUUUGAUGGCAACUCCAAUUCGUUCUCAUCUUGGGCCAUGUUUGAUCAGUGACCCUCUGUCAACCAACCAGCCAUUGAUUUUCUCCUUACAUAUUUUACGUACAUGUUAUUGGGCCGAACUGUCCAGUGGUCGAUACACUCUCAUCAAAAGAACUUUGCCUUUCCAACUGUUCAUCUGUUCUUUUCUCUGUGUCUCUCCUGUCACAUGUCUGAUUUUGUUCCCGUCCACGUUUCCCAUUCUAGCGUCUGUCUUUGUCCAUUUUUACAUCAGCUCGCUUAGUCUGUUCACACCAUGCAGCUUUCUUUCAUUUGCGAUCAUGAUCUCUUUUUUUGUCUGUCUAUCAGUCUACCUACUGUGAUUGACCUGAUGUGUGUGGUUUUGGUUCUCCCAAAGGUCAUUCUGUGCUUUCUGCUCCUUUGUGUGUGUUUCUCUCUCUGUACAUGUUUGCCUUUACCCUUUUCUGUGCCCAGUGCCAACUACACCCAGUUGUUCUUAUUUCUUAUUACAAUAGCUCUCUGUGUGUUUCCUCUGACUGGCCUUCAGCAAGUUGUACACACCACAGUUUGCCUCCUGUCUUGAUUCAUGCAUUUUCUCUGUCACUUUAUUUCAAACUAGACGUGAUUUCUGCCAACAAACUGCAACCCCUACACACAAAUAUCAACCAUUAACGUUAUAGGUAUAAGCAAUAAAACAAAACUUAAGUUAAAAAAAAUAGACGUACUUUAGGGAAAAAAGAAACGAUAAUCCUCACAAUGUAAGUGUUGUUAACUUCUCUCUUGCUGCAGCUGUGGGUUUUUGUUUUGUUUUAUUUUUGUUUUAUUUUUUUUAAGGUAUUUUUCCUGAGUAGCUAUGAUAGCACUAGCUGCCCAUACAAUUUAUAUAUAAAUAUUUAAUAAUAUAAAUCUUGUAGUCAAAUGUGUGAGUGGACUUUCUAAUAUGCACAUGUGCAGUGCUUUUGUCAAUAAAAACUAAGGUUUAAAAAAAGAAAAAAAAAAGAAAAAAAAAAGUUGGGUCGUUUUUAUACAAUGCAGUUGUGCACAGGUAACCUUGCUAGUACCUAGAUAAAAAGCUUGCUGUAGUUUGUUUUAGUGUUGAUUUAUUUAGAUGGAGCAGUCUAUCGGUUCUUUCUUAUAACCACUUGUAUGUGGAUUCGGGUAUCUAUUUGUUACUACACUCGUUUGGAAAGUUGCUGAUUUUGUGGUGCACAAAGACCUACAAAAUGGCAGGGUGUACAAUACAGUGUGGUGCGGACUGCAGACGUUAAGUUGAAGAGAGUGUUUACUGCAUACCUUGUGUAAUGUGCAAGUUAAAAAUUAACAGACAUGGGAAAAAUUGACAAAAGUCACAGGAUUGACUGACAUUUCUACAUUUGUGUGUAAACAGCAAGUGUGACAAUGCUCAGAAAGCCAUCGGAAAGAAAAGCCCGUGGGUGUGAUUGAAUAUUUCACACUGGAAGGGCUACAAACUGUCCUUUUAUGUUCCAUUUCCAUAAUUUGCGAUCAGUUCCAUUAGUACUUUCUGCCAGAUCUGUUUCAGGCAAGCUUGAUUGGGGACUGCCAGCACUGCACUUUUGUUGGGGGAGGGAGUAGUCAUCUUCAUAACCACAAUCCAUCAAGCAAAUCAUUCAUACAACAAUCAAAGAGGGUAAAGUCAUUGCUAGUCAAUGUAAACAGUUUUUGCCCACAUCUUAACCAGAGGCUGUGCAUCAGCAAAAUCAGCAUCGGGAGGUAGAGCAGCUUAUUCAACUUGAACCUGCCCUCUUGUUGGAAGAAUAAACACUCUGCCAACAACUUUUAGACUCUUAUACAUGUAUACAUAUACAAAGUGUUGUCACACCUUGUGUUCAUAGCUGGUAAUACCUGUGCACAACUGGUAAUUGUUGGGGGAACCAACUCAUGUCUUUUUUGUGUCAUUUCAUGUCUGUGUGAUGGGUGCACGUGCCUGUCGACCAUCUUGUAUAAUAUUAUAUUACAAUUAGAAAAGAGUAAAAGGAAAUUUAAAGAAAAUACCAGCACAGCGCUAUUGAUAUUUAACGGAGUAUUCAGACAAAACCCAUUUUUCCAUUGACUGUGAGAUUUGAAUUAUUACAGAUGUAUGUCGCUGUAGACAAAGGUGUUACCACGGUUACGCUGCCUUUUUCUUCAGUAAAUAAUAAAAAAUAUACUAGAAUAGCCCAUUCUGUUGA
Acanthaster planci (crown-of-thorns starfish) is the source of this 10306-nucleotide messenger RNA. It is a transcript of the gene gnal, whose product is annotated as G protein subunit alpha L. NCBI's taxonomy places the organism in Eukaryota, Metazoa, Echinodermata, Asteroidea, Valvatida, Acanthasteridae. The record is from RefSeq and is a predicted model, not a curated record. Gene Ontology annotation, cellular component: cytoplasm; heterotrimeric G-protein complex. Gene Ontology annotation, molecular function: G protein-coupled receptor binding; GTP binding; G-protein beta/gamma-subunit complex binding. Gene Ontology annotation, biological process: adenylate cyclase-activating dopamine receptor signaling pathway; sensory perception of chemical stimulus.